GGCUGAGUACAGUAAAUAAGCAGAAUAAGCUAAACCUAAAUAUUCUUUUCCGGAAGGGUUUUACAAGAGUAAAUAGGGAGCGUCAUGUCAUAUUCUUCAAUUCAAAUACUGUUACAUUUUGUUUUUGUACAAAUACAGAUGAUAUUGAUUGAUGAUACUCAAAGCAACCCGAAUCACGAUUUCAUUGGCGCUGAACUGAUAAUUUUAUUGUAGUAAUUAAAAUCUAAAUUGCAGUUUCAGUUAUGUAGAGUACAAAAAUCAAUAUGAAUGAACCAUUACUAGGUAUUGCUGUUCAUAUCAACUUUUGAUUCGAAUCGUUUCAGUAAAUUAUCUUCUGAAAAACACGUUCUUCGAUCAUACGAUUCCGAGAACUGAUAUCUAGGUCUAGGCUCCCACUCUUGUGCCGAUCGUCGUCACACUUGUCAACGAAUCAGUCCGACGCCGUCAUCAAUCACGACUCCGGAAAAUCACAGUGAUUUUGAGCUGUGACUUUACCGGAGCAGUCACGGUUAGUCACAGUUCCUUAAAAAUCCUGUCACACCACAUCUCUAUCACAGACUACAGUCACAGUAUUAUACAGAAAUACUGUGGAAAUACUGUGCUACAGUCAGUAUUCUGUGUUACCUAUGUUGUGGCGUCGUUGAGAACAAAUCCUAUGCAAUUUGCUGUGGUCAUUUGUAUUCAAAAAUAAUGGCCGCCGAUUGUGGAAGAAUUAUUAAGGGCGAACUUGAAUCUGUUGGGGAUGAAGUGGUUUUUGAAACAAUUUUCAUGAAAUGUGAAACAAGUGAAACUGAAAUGGUCGGUGAAUCUGGGAAUUAUAUGUUUGGUAGCGAAAUGGUUACACAUAACUUCGAAGAAAAAUAUGAUAUAGAUCAGAUUAAAAGUGAAAAUGUCAUUGAUGUUUACCAUGAACCCAAAUCAGAAAAAUGUAUAGAAAAUAUAAGUGAAGGCUCUCAAAAUGAGUUCCUUGAUAUACAGGAUUCCGGGGACGUUUUUAUCAAAACAGAGGAUGAAAGAGUCAUCGAAAAGAAAGAAGAGAGCUUCAAUGAAAAGAAGUCAUCAGCGUUAUGUCAAAAGGAGUUUGGCACUGCAAAUGACCAUAUUGUGAAACUUGAGAUGGUACAUACAACAGAGAGGCCCAAUGAACAUACUCAUGCAGGAGAGAAAUCAUUUCAAUGUAAAAUAUGUCUAAAGUCAUUCAGUAAAAGAAGUAAUUUAAAAGUCCACGAAAGAAUUCAUACUGGUGAAAAACCAUUUCAGUGCAAAAUCUGCUUGAAACUGUUUAUUGAUAAAAGUCAUUUGAAUGAACAUGAAAGAAUUCAUACUGGGAUAAAAUCAUUUCAAUGUAAAAUGUGUCCAAAGUCAUUUGUUUUGUGUAGGUAUUUGAAGAUCCAUGAAAAAAUACAUUCUGUCGAGAAAGCAUUUAAAUGUACAAUUUGCCAAAAGUCAUUUAUUCAAAAUAAUGCUUUGAAAAUUCAUGAAAGAAUACAUACUGGAAUAAAACCAUAUCAGUGCAAAAUAUGCUUGAAGUCAUUCACUCGAAGUAGUUAUUGGAGAUUCCAUGAAAAAACUCAUAGUGAGGAAAAACCAUUUCGAUGUAAAAUCUGCCAAAAGUCAUUUACUCAGAAUAAUUAUUUGAAAAUUCAUGAAAGGAUACAUACUGGAAUAAAACCAUAUCAGUGCAAAAUCUGCUUGAAGUCAUUCACUCAAAGUAGUAGUUUGAAAACGCAUAAAAGGACACAUGAAAGGACACAUACUGGUGAAAAGCCAUUUCAGUGUAAAAUCUGCUUGAAGUCAUUUAUUCGAAGCAAUAAUUUGGAAGCUCAUGAAAAAACUCAUUUGGAAUGCUUCAAAACCGAGAAACCAGUGGCGUAGCUUGAGGGGGCGGUGGGGGUCACAGUCCCAGGUGGCAUAUGGAACGGGGCGGAAGGAAGCGCCAAUUUAUUGAUUUGGAUUUCGCGCGCGAAAUCGCACGCGAAAUGUUAUGUACGUGUCAACUGAAAGGGUAACUCUCCAAUAUUCUAAAAUCUCAUGCGAACAUCUUGGAAUUUCUUUCGAAACCCUAAGACGAAUCAAGAGAAAGCAUAUGAGAGUGAACUGAGGCGAACAAAUUUCACUUCAGUAGACAGAAUGAUUGCUGAAAUUCGUGAUCGAUUGUAAUAGCUGCAAAAAUAUGCCCCUCCAAUGUCUGCCCUGAUGGAGGGCAUGGAAGAUCUCAACAUUAAUCAUGCUCCACACUUCCUAAAUACAGAAGAGUUUCGACUUGAGCCUGUACAUCUACGAACCUUUGUAGGAACAGACCCAGGUAAAAAGGAAUUUAUCAAGUCUGGCUCCCUGGAGUUAUUAUAAUAUAUUAUAGUUUUUUAUUUUUUAAUUAUCUCUUAAACGUUUGCCAUUAGCAAUAUAA
This is a messenger RNA of Leptinotarsa decemlineata (Colorado potato beetle), 2407 nucleotides long. Its product is annotated as zinc finger protein 878-like. Lineage: Eukaryota; Metazoa; Arthropoda; Insecta; Coleoptera; Chrysomelidae. The record is from RefSeq and is a predicted model, not a curated record.